Messenger RNA from Leguminivora glycinivorella, 901 nucleotides. RefSeq names its product NADH dehydrogenase [ubiquinone] iron-sulfur protein 3, mitochondrial-like. Gene Ontology annotation, molecular function: NADH dehydrogenase (ubiquinone) activity. The transcript has a single exon. Lineage: Eukaryota; Metazoa; Arthropoda; Insecta; Lepidoptera; Tortricidae. The record is from RefSeq and is a predicted model, not a curated record. Bases 102 to 812 code for a protein of 236 amino acids.
UAGUUAAAAAUACAAUAGCACAUGUUUUCAAACGUUCACUCCGUGUAACAAACAUUGUAUCAAGCGAUGAUCCCUGCAAAAGUAAGGAUCCGUGCGCCGAUAUGAGCACCGAUAAGGGGCAGAUAGAGAAAGGAUUAGCUUUGCAGCCCAUCGAAGUCAAAGCUGCAACCCUUAGAAAACAUAAAAACGAAGCCAGGCAAAGACUUUAUGAAUUCGGUUUAUACGUCGCUGCGUGCAUACCGAAAUUUGUUCAGAAGAUUCAGAUGACUCACACGGAUCAGCUUGAAAUUCUCGUUGCUCCCGAUGGCCUUUUCUGUGUCUUAAGUUUCAUGGCUCAUCACCAACAUGCCUGUUUUGGUCAAUGCUCAUUAGUUACUGCUAUAGAUGUCCCUUCCCGCGUCUAUAGAUUUGAAGUCGCUUACAUGCUUCGAAGCUUCAGAUUCGCAACAAUGGCGAGAGUCAAAACUUACACUGACGAAUUGACGCCUCUACACUCGGCUUACGAAUUAUGGCGUGGUGUUAACUGGUAUGAAAGGGAAACAUACGAUAUGUUCGGCGUGGUCUUUACGCAUCAUCCGGACUUGAGAAGAAUUUUAACCGACUACGGGUUUACGGGACACCCGUUGCGAAAAGAUUUUCCUCAGAUAGGGUAUACUGAGGUGCGCUACGAUGACGAAUUGAAGAAGAUCGUUUAUGAGCCGGUAGAAUUUGCCCAGGAGUAUAGAAGUUUCCAGCUGCAGUCGCCUUGGACUUAUCAUAGAGAGUUUCACGAGGGCUACAACUGUCCACCUACCCCACCCAAAAAAGUUUGAAUGAUUGAGCAGCCCUUUAAUUAUUUCAGUUAACUAAACUUUGGUUUGUUUGUCUAACAAUAAAUGUGUAUCCUUUUUCAAAUUCUUCG